CCGCGGGCGGGCAGAGCCCGGCGGCUGCUGGCGGUGGCGGCGGCGGAGGGUGGGUGCCCGCCGUGCCUCGCCUGGCCAAGCCUCGCCAAGCCUCGCCGCCCCCCACUCCUUAGGAAGCCGCUGCGGAUAAAGCAUUCAAGAUGUCAGUCAAAAAGGAAGGUGCCCACAAGAAGUGGGCUGCCCUGAAAGAGAAACUCGGACCCCAGGAGACCGACCAGUCAGAGGCCAACCUGGAAAAUGCAGAACCAGAACUCUGCAUCCGUCUCCUGCAAAUGCCAUCGGUGGUGAACUACUCUGGGCUGAAGAAGAGGCUGGAGAACAGUGACGAUGCCUGGAUGGUCCAAUUCCUGGAGCUGUGUGGUCUUGACCUCCUCCUAGAGGCCCUGGACAGGCUGUCUGGGCGAGGAGUGGCCAGGAUCUCUGAUGCCUUGCUUCAGCUCACCUGCAUUAACUGUGUGCGAGCAGUCAUGAACUCCCACAAAGGCAUCAAAUACAUUGUGAGCAACGAGGGCUACGUCAGAAAACUUUUUCAAGCACUUGACACAACUAAUGUCAUGGUCAAAAAGCAAGUCUUUGAGCUCCUGGCUGCACUGUGCAUUUACUCAUCAGAUGGACAUGCUUUGGCUUUGGAUGCCCUGGACCAUUACAAGAGUGUGAAGAACCAGCAGUAUCGAUUCAGUGUCAUCAUGAAUGAGCUCUCCAACACAGAUAAUGUGCCAUACAUGGUGACACUGCUGAGUGCUAUCAAUGCCAUCAUACUGGGUAAAGAAGAGCUAAGAACAAGGACACAGAUUAGAAAUGAGUUCAUCGGGCUUCAGCUGUUGGAUAUUUUAGACAAGCUGAGAGACAUAGAGGAGGAGGAUCUGCUUAUCCAGUGUGAUACAUUUGAGGAGUUCAAAAUAGAAGAUGAUGAGGAAUUAUUAAAGAUAUGUGAUGGGAUAAACAUGAACGACCAUCAUGAGGUCUUUUCUUCUCUGUUCAAUAAAGUGAGCCGCUCUCCAGUCUCCAUCCAGCUGCUAUCCAUACUCCAGAGCUUGCUGCACUUGGAACCAUCUCACCACUCCAGCCUCUUGCUGUGGGAGUCAUUGGAUGCAGUAGUGAACAGAGCCCUUUUGCUGGCAAAUGACAUCCAAGGUAACACAGUUGAAGAAGUCAUCGAGAGGCUGCUAUCUAUCAAGAAACAUCCAAACAAGCAAAAGCGAGCUGAAAACCGUCCGCAUGGGCGUGUGAAUAGAGCCACACAAGCUGAGCUAGAACCAUGUGCACAGCCAGCCCAGAGCCCAACUGGACCAUCAAACCCCUCCAAGACUCCAGCAACUCUGUCAGGGCCACCUGCCAACCAAAAGAAUCUCUCAUCUUCCCAGCUCACAGCCUGCUCUGCUUCAAUUGAGACAUCCAACCCUGCCCCCAACACCACUCCCACCCCACCACCUCCACCCCCACCACCUCCACCCCCUGGCACAGUAUCUGUGCCCUCCACAUCUCCCAUGAUGAAUGCACCUCCAGCACCUCCACUCCCUGGUAUCCCUCCCCCUCCACCCCCAUUGCCUGGCAUGGGUAACAGCCCUCCCCCUCCACCCCCAUUACCUGGCAUGGGUGGCAUUCCUCCCCCUCCACCCCCAUUGCCUGGCAUGGGUAACAUCCCUCCCCCUCCGCCCCCAUUGCCUGGCAUGGGUAACAUCCCUCCCCCUCCGCCCCCAUUGCCUGGCAUGGGUGGCAUCCCUCCCCCUCCACCCCCACUACCUGGCAUGUGUGGCAUCCCUCCACCCCCACCCCCAUUGCCUGGCAUGGGUGGCAUCCCUCCUCCUCCACCCCUCCUUCCUGGCAUGACAGGAGACCAUAUAGAAGCCGUGGUGGCCUCCCAGUUCAGCUUCCCUCUGGGCUCGGGCAGGCCUCCCCACAAGACAGUGAAGACACCAACGUUGAGAAUGAAGAAGCUGAACUGGCAGAAGCUGCCCUCUAACGUGGUGAGAGAAAGUCACUCAAUAUGGGCUUCAGUGAGCAGCAGCAGCGAGGAAACCAUAGAGCCCAAUUACACAAGCAUAGAGCAGCUCUUCUGCUUUCCACAAACAACCCCCAAGGAGAAAACGUCUGCACCGGUGAAGGCAGAACCGAAGGAGAUCACAUUUUUGGACUCCAAGAAAAGUCUCAAUUUGAACAUAUUUUUGAAGCAAUUUAAAUGCUCCAAUGAAGAGGUGGCUGCCAUGGUCCAGAAUGGGGACCGGACCAAGUUUGAUGUUGAGGUUCUGAAGCAGUUGCUGAAGCUGCUGCCUGAAAAGCAUGAGAUAGAAAAUCUGAAGGCCUUCAAAGAAGAGAAAUCAAAACUUGCAAACGCAGAUCAGUUUUAUCUUCUCCUCCUUCAGAUUCCAAGCUACCAGCUGCGCAUUGAAUGCAUGCUGAUCUGCGAGGAGACCACCGUUGUGCUGGAUAUGAUUCAGCCCAAAACUCAAGCUAUCCGGAGAGCCUGUGAAGAUCUUCUUAACAGCCAUCGCCUGCCGCUCUUUUGUCAACUGAUUCUCAAAGUUGGAAACUUUCUGAACUACGGAAGUCACACAGGCGAUGCCGAUGGGUUUAAAAUCAGCACUUUGCUCAAACUCACAGAAACCAAAGCAAACCAAACCCGCAUUACGCUGCUCCACCAUAUUCUGGAGGAAGUAGAAAACAGACACGUGGACCUAUUGGAAUUGCCAAAGGAUCUUGAAUAUGUUUCAAAAGCAGCCGGAAUUAAUCUUGAUAUUAUACGCACCGAGUCUGGUACCAAUUUAAAGAAGUUGCUGGAGCUUCAGCGAAAAGUCUUAUCGUCAAACGAUGAUGUGAAACAACAGUAUGAGAAACCUAUCCAGGAUAGCAUUGAUGCCUCCCAGAAGCUGGAAGAAGAAUUUGACAGCAUUGAAAGGAAGAGAGAAGAACUUGCAAAUUAUCUUUGUGAAGAUCCAAGCAAGUUGUCCUUAGAGGACAUAUUUAGCACCAUGAAGACCUUCAGAGAUCUCUUCAUCCGAGCCCUGAAGGAAAACAAGGACAGAAAGGAGCAAGCUGCCAAAGCAGAGAAGAGAAAGAAGCAGCUGGAAGAAGAAGAGGGGAAGAGACAGAAGGGAGAAAAUGGAAAAGUUGUUAAGAAGGGGGUGGCAAAGCAGGAGGAGGUGUGUGUCAUCGAUGCCCUCCUGGCCGACAUAAGGAAAGGGUUCGCUCUGAGAAAGACAAAGAACAGGCACGAUUUGGAUGCAUUUCCCAAGCCUGUGGAGAGCCUGGAGGAGACCCAGCCUGGAAAGAGUGUUAAGGAUCCACAAGGAGCAGGAAAGCAGCUCAAUGAUAAGACCAGUCAGAACAACAAUGGCCAUCCCUCAGAAAGCACACCCCUCUCAACCGCUGCCAUGAUGGAGAUGGGUGGAGAUGUUACAGAUGCCUCUGCCUCAAACCAGGAGGUAUCUAAAAACAAUACUGAAGGAAAUUUGCCACCGGAGUCCUGGAUGGAAAGCCCCUCUGUAAGCCUGGUGGAAGCUGAUGGGGUUGAUCAGCCCAUGCUGAAUGCUGGAAUGAAGCAAGCAGAGAGCUGGGCAAGCCUCCAGCCAAGCACAAAGAACAGUUCAGUUGCCUUCUCUGCUGCUAGCAUAGGCACAGGGAUAAGGUUUGCAAGCAGCAGUUUGGACUCUGCUCUGAGAGACCAACUCAAUGGAUCCAUCUCUGAAGGCCAGGACAAGGAAUGCCCAGCUGAUGGCUUGGAGAGCUACCAGCUGGCACAAGGGCCAGAAACUCAGCUGAGCAAGACUGGGUUUGACCCUGGCAGAACUCAGCCCACUCCCUGUGAUGAGGCAGAGUCAAAAGAGAUGGUGAAGGAGAAUGAAGACCCUGGUACAGACUCACUGUUGGACACCUCACAAGAGAAGUCCUUCUCAGAGGAGCCAGCCACCGACUCUUCUUGUUCAGCAACCCUCCCCCCAGGGCAACCUCACACUGAUAGGGAAAAGCAGAGGACAUCUGGAAAACGGAGGAAGAAGAAGAGGCACAGCAAAAGCUACUCAGAGGUUGAGACUGAUACUGGAGAUAUUAAAACAAAAAAAGGUUGUGUGGUACAAUGAGGUGUCACAGCAAGGCAAAAGAAAUAAUGGAGCCCCAGAGAACCUCUCACACAUCCCCUGAGUGCUGCCAGCUUCUCAGAAGCAGAGUUCUGCAUUCCUGAAACGCCACCGUGGUCACCUCUGCCCCAUCAGGACCCGCUGCUUCUCCUCCCACAGCCUUUUGCUCCCCUCCCCAAGACCCAAAGAGCCUCCCUUGAGACUUUGGCACCCUUGGCCCCUGCCUGAUGCCAAGUGGCCACAGGGACGAGGGCUGGUCCUGAGUGUGACUACUGGCAGUGUGAAAGGGUCAGACCUCUCACCUGCUGUCCUGAAAGCCAACUCUUUCAACCUACUCUUGGGCCAAACUCUUCUCAAAAUGACAGCUGAGUGUGGCCCAAGAAAGGGCCACAGCAUUUAGCCCUCGGAGAAAUUUUUAGCAGUGCCUCAACUAAAUUAAGGGUAUAAAUUAAGCAGUGGCUGUACCAUCACAGGUGGAAGCAUGUUGCUCCCUCCUCUCAUCACCCACUGAUGAUUUAUAUUGGACCAGGUCCAAGACCCAGAUCAGACAAAUGUAUUUUUACUCCUAGUCAUUUGAUGCAAGGAAAAUCGGUUACAGGGGAAAAAAAGUGUUUGUUUUUUU
Molecule: messenger RNA, 4695 nt
Organism: Calypte anna (Anna's hummingbird)
Lineage: Eukaryota; Metazoa; Chordata; Aves; Apodiformes; Trochilidae
Gene: INF2
Product: inverted formin, FH2 and WH2 domain containing
Exons: 23
Coding region: 141-4076 (1311 amino acids)
Biological process (GO): actin cytoskeleton organization
Molecular function (GO): actin binding; small GTPase binding
Source: RefSeq, a predicted model, not a curated record